CUGGAGACACAUGGGCCCCUCGGGGCGGCGAGGACGACGGCUGGGUGCUCUGGCUGCAGGUGGUCCUUCGGUGGGAAAGCGUGAGGAGGAGGCGCCAGGCCUGCGCCUGCGGGCCUGAGCUACCGACUCGGGGCAAGCCUAGGCAGUAUCCAGGACUCCCAGUUCCUGGAGCAAGAGCUCAGAAGAGGACGCGGUUACCGCACAGGAAGCUUCAGCACAAGCACCCCGACGAUUAGGCGGCGGGAUGUCUGUGGUUGGCAUUGACCUCGGCUUUCUCAACUGCUACAUCGCUGUAGCAAGGAGUGGCGGCAUCGAGACAAUCGCCAAUGAGUACAGCGACAGGUGUACCCCGGCCUGUAUAUCUUUGGGAUCGAGAACUCGAGCUAUUGGAAAUGCAGCUAAGAGCCAGAUAGUCACGAAUGUAAGAAAUACAAUUCAUGGCUUCAAAAAGCUUCAUGGGCGAUCAUUUGAUGAUCCCAUUGUGCAAACUGAAAGGAUCAGGCUUCCUUAUGAGCUGCAGAAGAUGCCUAAUGGAAGUGCAGGAGUUAAGGUGCGGUACCUAGAAGAAGAGAGACCUUUUGCAAUUGAGCAAGUCACUGGAAUGCUGUUGGCCAAACUUAAAGAGACUUCAGAAAAUGCUUUGAAGAAACCAGUGGCCGACUGUGUGAUUUCAAUUCCUAGCUUUUUCACUGAUGCUGAGAGAAGAUCUGUGAUGGCUGCAGCCCAGGUUGCAGGUUUAAAUUGUUUAAGGUUGAUGAACGAAACUACUGCAGUUGCGCUAGCAUAUGGAAUUUAUAAACAGGAUCUUCCACCAUUAGAUGAGAAACCAAGAAAUGUAGUAUUUAUUGAUAUGGGACAUUCUGCCUACCAGGUCUCAGUUUGUGCUUUUAACAAAGGAAAACUUAAAGUCUUGGCUACCACCUUUGAUCCAUAUUUGGGUGGCAGGAACUUUGAUGAGGCUUUAGUAGACUACUUCUGUGAGGAGUUCAAGACCAAAUAUAAGAUAAAUGUGAAAGAAAAUUCUCGGGCCUUACUGCGCUUAUAUCAGGAAUGUGAAAAACUGAAGAAGCUAAUGAGUGCAAAUGCAUCAGAUCUUCCACUGAACAUCGAGUGUUUCAUGAAUGACCUUGAUGUUUCUAGUAAAAUGAACAGGGCUCAGUUUGAACAAUUAUGUGCUUCCCUCUUUACCAGGGUUGAACCACCAUUAAAAGCAGUAAUGGAACAAGCUAACUUGCAACGUGAAGACAUCAGUAGUAUAGAAAUUGUAGGGGGAGCAACACGAAUUCCUGCAGUGAAAGAACAAAUCACUAAGUUCUUUCUUAAAGACAUAAGUACCACAUUAAAUGCCGAUGAAGCUGUUGCAAGAGGAUGUGCAUUACAGUGUGCGAUUCUUUCACCAGCAUUUAAAGUGCGUGAGUUUUCUAUAACAGACGUUGUUCCCUAUUCAAUCACGUUAAGAUGGAAGACCACUUUUGAAGAUGGAGCCGGGGAAUGUGAAGUAUUCUGUAAGAACCAUCCUGCUCCAUUCUCAAAAGUCAUUACUUUCCACAAGAAGGAACCAUUUGAACUAGAAGCAUUUUAUACUAAUUUACAUGAAGUGCCUUAUCCUGAUCCAAGAAUUGGGAACUUCACUAUUCAGAAUGUUUUUCCGCAGUCUGAUGGUGAUAGUUCCAAAGUGAAGGUUAAAGUUCGUGUUAACAUCCAUGGAAUCUUCAGUGUGGCCAGUGCAUCAGUAAUUGAGAAGCAAAACGUAGAAGGGGAUCACAAUGAUGCUCCUAUGGAGACAGAAUCUUCAUUUAAGAAUGAAAGCAAAGAUGAUGUGGAUAAAAUGCAAGUUGACCAAGAAGAAGGAGGGCAUCAAAAAUGCCAUGCUGAACACACCCCAGAAGAGGAAAUUGAUCAUACAGGAACUAAAACAAAAUCAGCUCCCUCAGACAAACAAGACCGAUUAAACCAGACCACUAAAAAAGGAAACGCCAAGAGUAUUGAUCUGCCUAUUCAGAGUAGCCUGUGCAGACAAUUGGGACAAGAUCUUCUCAACAGCUACAUUGAAAAUGAGGGGAAGAUGAUAAUGCAAGAUAAAUUAGAGAAAGAAAGAAAUGAUGCUAAGAAUGCUGUUGAAGAGUAUGUGUAUGAUUUUAGAGACAAGCUGGGCACUGUCUAUGAAAAAUUCAUCACUCAAGAAGACUUGAGUAAACUCACUGCAAUAUUGGAAGAUACAGAAAAUUGGCUUUAUGAAGAAGGAGAAGACCAGCCUAAGCAAAUUUAUGUGGAUAAGCUUCAAGAACUAAAGAAAUAUGGCCAGCCUAUUCAGAUGAGGUACAUGGAACAUGAAGAGAGACCAAAAGCUUUAAACGACUUGGGAAAAAAGAUUCAACUUGUUAUGAAAGUGAUAGAAGGAUACAGAAACAAGGAUGAAAGAUAUGAUCAUUUGGAUCCUGCUGAAGUGGAAAAAGUUGAAAAAUAUAUUAGUGAAGCCAUGAGUUGGUUGAAUAGUAAGAUGAACGCACAGAACAAAUUAAGUCUGACUCAAGAUCCUGUGGUGAAAGUCUCCGAAAUAGUUGCAAAGUCCAAGGAACUGGAUAAUUUUUGUAACCCCAUCAUUUACAAGCCCAAACCAAAAGUAGAGGUUGCUGAAGACAAAGCAAAAGCUAAUAGUGAACACAAUGGACCAAUGGAUGGACAGAGUGGGACUGAAACUAAACCAGAUACAACGAAAGACAGCUCCCAGCAUACUAAAUCUUCUGGAGAGAUGGAAGUGGACUAGGUCUUAAUUUUACCUUCGCAUAAUUCAGACAGUGCAAGCAAGCACCGAGGUCCAUUCUCCUUUUACAUGUGGUACACACAACAUAUGUUCAGUUGUUCUUAACUACUUUUUGUCAUUUGUUUUUUGGAGUAGUUUUGAAAAGUUUUUUAUUGAGUGCACUUCUGUUCAUUUCCAUUGCUGCUUAUGUGAAGCUUUAGCUGAGUAUAGAUUUACAAAUCAGUUUAAGCUUUCCUAAUAUAUGUUAUGUCAAAUAUGCGAGACUGAUAUAGAGUUGGCAACAAUCUACCUUAUUUAAAGCUUCUACUUGGAUAAACCUCAGCUCCUGUAUUCAGGAGAUGAUACUGUUUUGCACUAUUGCAGAAGCAUAGAUUUAAUUGCAUUAUCAUUUUGAAGAACAUGUGGUUUAGAGCCGCUGAGGCACUGACUUUUUUCUGGUUACUGUAGUUAUAAUUUAAAUAUUAAGACAUAAUUUUUUGGUGUGCCAUGAGAACUCCAAAGUGUUGUCAUCACAUAAAGGAACUAAAUCACAUGUUGAAAGGGAAACACAGUGUUUAUUUAAGGUGACACCAGCAGUUUGCAUCUUUUAUUAGUAAUGUGGAUUGAUGUUUCCUCAGAGUAAUUCAGUGUCAUUUUCACUUGAAACUUCUGAUCUACUUGUCCUGAAGACCAGCUGCUGCUACCGUAAUACUAGCCUAAAGAUAAAAAAGCAUUUUUGAUGAAAAUACCUUCAUGUUAAGAGGCUAAUGCUGUUGACCUACUCAGACGUUCAUCUGUGAUGUUGAUAGCCUUGUUUCAGUUGCUUUGGUUUUCUUAAUUGAUUCUGUUAAUAUCUGAACACAGGGUUGGGAGAAAUGGCACAAUGUAUUGCGUUAUAAACAUCACUGAUUUACAUAAUGUUAAGAAAUAGAUAAACGCUAUUAAAUAAGCGGUAGUACUUGAAAAGAAGUACUUAUACCUUAAGUCUUAGGAAAUAAUGCUUGUAAUAAACUUAACUAUGUUAUACAUAUCAACAGGCAAAAUAUAGAAUGUUACAUAAGUGUAAUAUGAUAUGAUGUGAUUAAAUUAUAGUUCCUGCUGUUAACAUUACCUAUUCAGAUCUUGGCUCCAGUUUUGGUGCUUAUUAUAUAUAUUAUAUGGGACAAGGGACUGUGAAAUUACAGUAUUUUAAGACUUAAUCAGUGCUUCAUCACCAGACUUGUUCACAUUGUUCAGUUCUGUCCAGAGGCUUGACACCAUUAUGUGUGGGAGCAGUGUGAAAUGACUUUUCAAACCUACGAGAUGCAUAGACCAUGCAUGCAUGGGCACUUGUGUUUCAUGCCAAUCAACUAGAUUAAUAAGUUAAAAUUUUGAAAGGCUCACUUUUUCCCAAAGUUAAACCUUUAUAUUAAGAAUUAAUGACUUUUCUUACAUAGUAAUAAUUGAGAGUUUAAUAUCUUAAGGGAUAGUCAUUUCUCACAAGUAGUUCUCUUAAGAGAGAUUUUGUUUCUACAAUGUAGUCUGCACUGAAAGGGGAGCAUAUGGAGCAGUGCAUUUUGCAGGGAUUUUUAUUCAUCCUUUUUGAGGGAGAUGUCCCUUUUUUGCAUUGAAAAAAUCAUAUAGACCCAAUAUAUUUUUAAUGUCUUUUAGUCUUUAAACUUAUCUUUGUCUUAAUACUCUUAAAAUGAACUAAUUAUAUUCACUAAUAGUUUCUUUUUAAAGCAUCAGUUACUUUUCAUAUAUAGGUGGAAUAUAUAGGUUCAUUUCAGGAAGAGCAUCAAAGUUAUGAAGGAGUAUUUCAGCAGUACACAUUAGGGAGUUCAUAGCUUUUUCCUGAGAUAACAAAAUCUCCACCCACUUUGUUAGGAGCUAUGUAAACAAAUACGAAGAUGACCCUUUCUGCAUCUGAUUUGUCUAAUAUAUCAGACAUCUUCCAUUACUUCUUAAAUCCGUUUAUGUAGUUCUGUUUUAGUCGGAUAUGUAGUGUUCCAAUUCUUGCAGUUGUAUAACACUUCACUUGAUAAGUUAAAUACAUCCAAAGAUAAGUAUGCUUUCCUACUCAUCUAGCUUAAAUGAUAUUUUCAGAAGCUGUUCAUGAUGUAAUUAUUUAUUGAAUAUGUUAAUAAGGGAAAAUAUGUUCUCUUUAAUAGUUUUGGGUAGAAGGUAUGGCUCAGUUUAAUCUGCAUGGAAAUAUAUGCAGUAAUAGACAAAAAUAAUUUUUUUUCAAAAUAAGCCACUAUUUUAUAAGUUUUUAGAAAAGAGAGAAAAUUAGAUUGUUUUCCUAUAAUCAAGUAUGAACUAAGUAUGUGGAAAAUAGGAUGAUUCAAAUAUACUUUUACUCCUGAAAAAGUAUAAAUCACUUGGUUUCAGAAUCCAUCUCUGAUAGCCAGUCACAGUGAUUAUAAAAACAAAGAUUGCUUACAUAACAAAGUUGGUGAUGCUUUCAUUCCUUUAACAGUAUAAACAGCAAACCAAAGAAUUGGGCUUUUGGAAUAAACAGAUAAUCUGUUUAAAAGAAUGUAAUAAUUAGACUUUUCUUAAGAAGAAAUAAAGAUUUCUCAGAGUUUCUUGGUCAA
Messenger RNA from Suricata suricatta (meerkat), 5319 nucleotides. RefSeq names its product heat shock protein family A (Hsp70) member 4 like (gene HSPA4L). The coding region runs from base 245 to 2767 and encodes 840 amino acids. Gene Ontology annotation, cellular component: cytosol; nucleus. Gene Ontology annotation, biological process: protein folding. The transcript has 20 exons. The record is from RefSeq and is a predicted model, not a curated record. Lineage: Eukaryota; Metazoa; Chordata; Mammalia; Carnivora; Herpestidae. Gene Ontology annotation, molecular function: ATP binding; ATP-dependent protein folding chaperone.